UUUAUGUGAACAUUUUGAUAUAAUGAUGAUAUCAAAAACAAUAAAAACAACAGCGAACAAUAAUCCAUGUAAUGAUGAAAAUGAUAACGAUGAUAAAAAUCAAAAUCAAUCAACGAUAACCAAAAAAAGAUCAACAAUGGAUACAACUGAUGAAUUUGAAGAUGAUCCAAUUAUAUAUGCACAAAUUAAACGUGAAACAAAUUCAAAUAAUAAUUCAAAAUUGAUAAAAUUUUUUGAAACAUUACCAAGGUUUCAAUCAGGUUUACCUUCGUCAUCAUUAUCAACAAACAUCAAUCAAUCACAUCGAAAAACUGUUCGCAUUGGUUAUAAUUUAGAUUUACGUUCAAAUAAAUUACCCGAUUGGUUUCAAUUGGAUUCUGAACAUAAAUGUUUAUCCAUUAUACAGCAAAAGCAGCAAAAUCAAACGAAUCAAUCAUCAAAUCAAUCAAUAAAAUUAAUACCAUAUGAUCAUAUAUUUAUUGGUUCAUUACCGGAAAAACUUUUAUCAAUACCGAUAACAAUAUUAACCGAACCAAUACAAUUAUUAGCAUAUGGACAUUUAAAUAAUGCUGUGAUUAUUACUAUUGAUGAUUUGAUUGAUCCCAAUUUAAUCAAUGAAUUUCAACAAUUUGUUCAUCGUGGUUUAAUGAUUCAUUCGAUUGCAUGGUUAUUUGAUGCUAUCAAUCAUCAUCAUCAUAAUAGCGAUGAUAAUGACGAAUGUUUGAAUCCUAAUACUAAUCGUGCCUAUAUUCAAUUAUCAGCUUCAAUAUUGUUUCAUCAUAAAAUUUAUGAUUUGAUUGCUAAUCGAUCAUCUUCAUCAUCAUCAUCACAAUCAACAUUGGUCGCCGUUGAUCAAGAAAUUGAAUAUGAAUGUAACGAUGCUCGACAUGCAGUCAGUCAUUUAGAACAUGCAUUCAAUCUAUUGGAACAAAUUCAUUCAACAACAAAUAAACAAAAAAAUGAAUAUUUAUUCGUUUUAACUAUACAUUUAUAUCGUUUUCAAUUGAUUCCAUUGUUGAAUACGAAUAAAAAAUGUCAAGCAAUUGAAAAUCAUAGUAAACUUUAUCUGAUCGAUAUACCUUUAUCAUCAUCAUCAUCAUCAUCAACAUCACAAUUAUAUCAGAUAAUGACCAGAUUAUUUAAACAUGAUAAUUUAACAUCAUUCAGUAAAUCAAAAAUGGCCAAUCUAUUGAUCAAAGCAUUAUCGAAUAAUGAUCAACAACAACCAGAAACAAGUUUAACAAUAUUGGCAAAUUUAAAACCACAUUUACAUCGACCAGAAACAAUAUUGGAACGUUGUCAGUUGAUUUCAUUGAUGAAAAAAUGGCCAUUAAAACAAUUUAAAAAUGAUAAACAUCAUCAUCAUCGACAACAACAACAACAAUCAUCAUGUAAAUCAUGUUUACGUCAAUCAAACAAUCAUGUUAAAAAUCCAAAAGAUGUCGAUAGUUGUCAACAACCGAAUCAAAAUUAUGGAUCAUCAUCCGAAUUAUCAUUCGAUACAGUCAUUUCUCGUAAUCAUCAUCAUCAUCCUAUACAAUCAACAUUAAUCAACAUUAGUCACGAUGAUGAUGGUAGUGGUAUAGAAAAUAAUAAUCAAAAAUGUUCUGCCGGUAAUUUAAAUGAACAGAUGAAUAAAUGUCGAAAAACAAACUGUGAUUGUUGUUGUUAUGAAAAUCAUCAUCAUCGUCAUCAUCAUCGACAUAAUCAAUCACAAUCAAAACGUUCGAAAUUGGCAAAAAAUUCAAACAGUAGCCAUGAAUCAUUGAAUAAACAAUUGAAAAGAAAUGAUGGAAAAGAUAAUAAUCAUCAUAAUCAUCGAAAACAAUUAGCCAAACGUAUUCGACAACGAAAACGUUCAUUAUUAUUGAAUGAAUCGAAUGAUGAUUCAAUAUGGAGUGAAGAACUUUGGAUUGAUGGACCAAAUAUAAAUGAAAAUUCAACCAUGGGUCAAACAACGACAACAACAACAAAUCAACAAUGUUUACAUAGUUUAAAUGAAAAGAAAAAACAUCGUAUUGAACAAUGGAUUUCAACAACUUAUCAUCAUCGUAACAAUAAUAAUACAACAAACAUAUCGAUCGAUGAAUUUAUUGAUUCAACUAAUCGUAUGCUUGAUUUGGGAUUCAAAUGUUUAGAUGAUAAUUGUUUUGCACAAUGUAAUCAACAACAAAACAUUGUUGUUGAUGAUGAUCCGAUGGUUUGUCGUGAUACAUUAAGUGAUUGUGGUGAUAAAAAAAGUGAUUUCUAUGAUGAAUAUUAUAAUCUAUGGAAAUUAAGUCCGAAAAAUGCACGAAAAAAAUCACAAAGACAAUCAUAUCGUAAAUUUAAAGAUGUUGGUGAUAAUGAUGGAAAAAAUCCAAUACCAAAAUCAAAUGAACUAUCACAACCACCACCUGCAUCAUCAACAACGACAACAACAUUAUCAACAAUGUUUAAUCGAAUAGCCGAACCACCAAAACAAUUAAAAUUGGAACAAUUUUUACAACAAUUAUCUAAAAUAACUGUAUCAUCAUUAUCGAAAGAUCAUCAUCAUCAUCAUUCACAGACAAAAUGUGAAUCGAAAUGUUCAUUUGAAAAUUGUCAUUGUCAAUUGGAAUCACAAAUGAAAUUACAAACGCAGCAACAACAACCAUUACAACAACAUAAAUCAUCAUUGAAAUCGUAUGGUUCGAAUAAAACUAAAGAUGCUGACCAAGCUACUAAUAAUCAUCGACCAAGCUGUUCACCAACUGGAAGUAAAAAUUCCAUUAAUUCAUCACAACAAAAACAACCGAUAAUAGUAAUGAACAAACAUGAAUUUGAACAAAAAAUGAAACGAAAUACAACAUCAACAACAACAAGUGGACAUGGAACAAUUAGUGAAGGUGAAUGUUCAUCAAUUGCUAAAAAAACAUCAUCCGUUUCAACACCAAGUUAUGGAUCUAAUGGUAUUGUUGGUGAUAAUAACAGCAGUAGUGCAGUUGUUGUUGUUGAUAAUAGUGUUGGUGUCCAUAUUGUUCAACGACAGCCAGCAUCAAGUGGAUAUGAAUCGACCGUUCAAGAUGAUGAUGACGUUGACGAUGAGGACGAAGAAAAUGAUGAUGAUUAUCUAUAUAAUGAUCACCAUCAACAUUACCAUCAUCAUUAUCAUCAUCAAGAGAAUAAUAGACAGAUAAAAUGUCCAAAUAAAUUGGCACCAAAAUCAUCAAUGACAGUAUUGACAACUAAAUCUGGAACAAUUAAAACAAUGAUGGCUAUAUCAGAUGGUAAUGACAAUCCAAAUGAUGAUGAUGACAAUGAUGAUCAAUCAUUAUUCUGUUCAAUGUUUUGUUGUGGUCAUUGAACAUUAUGUAUAAUAAUACUUUUUUUUACAUGUUUUUUAAAUAUAUCUAUGGCUUUUUUAUA
Dermatophagoides pteronyssinus (European house dust mite) is the source of this 3387-nucleotide messenger RNA. RefSeq lists its product as uncharacterized. Lineage: Eukaryota; Metazoa; Arthropoda; Arachnida; Sarcoptiformes; Pyroglyphidae. The record is from RefSeq and is a predicted model, not a curated record.